This is a messenger RNA of Olea europaea var. sylvestris, 1438 nucleotides long. RefSeq lists its product as uncharacterized. The transcript is spliced from 6 exons. Lineage: Eukaryota; Viridiplantae; Streptophyta; Magnoliopsida; Lamiales; Oleaceae. The coding region runs from base 79 to 1230 and encodes 383 amino acids. The record is from RefSeq and is a predicted model, not a curated record.
UGGCUGUGGGCUGUGGCAGUUACAGUUUAGGGCCCAUCGGGGAAGAGAAGAGAAAGAAGGAGAAGGUAGUGGUUGUUAAUGGCAAUCUUCGCUUCCUUUCUCUCAUGUUCUCCUCUUCCUCUUCCUACCAUACGAUGUCAUUGCGGGAUUUCACCUGCUGGGCCUUUCACUGUUAAUUAUCCCACUAGGUGUUUUAUCAAAUCUUCAAAUCUAAGAACCCUAGUUUUAGCUUCUUCUACCGGUGGGGAAUUUAUUGCUGGCUAUGGGAAUUCACGGUCGAAGAAAUCAGUUCUCUCAAAUUUGAUACAUGAGAUAGAGCCUUUGGAUGUGAGCCUUAUUCAGAAAGACGUUCAACCUACGACUAUAGAUGCCAUGAAAAGGACCAUUUCGGGAAUGUUGGGUUUGCUUCCAUCUGACCGAUUUCAGGUUAUGAUAGAUGCGUUAUGGGAACCACUCUCCAAGCUGUUGAUUUCUUCAAUGAUGACCGGGUAUACAUUGCGGAAUGCUGAACAUUGGCUUUGCCUUGAGAAAAAUCUUGAAAUCUAUGAAGGACAUAUUUAUAAGCAAAAUACUGAAGAUUCUAAACUUGAAGGUGAAGGUUUGUUGAUCAAUGAAGAUGGAGUGAGCAAAAUUUUCAGACAAGACAACUUGCCAUUAUCAGAGACAACCAGUGAAAUUACAUCAAAGAUUCCAGAUCUUGGGGAAAUGUCUCUUGAAGCUCGAGAAUAUAUGUUGAGAUUGCAAUCUCGUUUAUCUUCUGUCAGAAAGGAGCUCCACGAAGUUAAGAGGAAAUCUGCAGCUCUACAGAUGCAACAGUUUGUGGGGGAAGAAAAGAAUGACUUGUUAGAUUAUUUAAGAUCUUUGCAACCAGAAAAGGUAGCGGAGCUUUCAGAACCGACAUCUCCUGAGUUGAAGGAUGCGAUACAUUCUGUAGUACAUGGUCUCUUGGCUACCCUUUCUCCUAAGAUGCAUUCAAAGGCACCUGAUCUCUCUGACGACCCAGCUAUAGGAACCAUAAUAAUUGAAACAGAAGAAGACUGCAUUGAUCUUGUUGAAAACACUUCCCUUCAAUUCCAGCCCCUUAAUUGUUUGACACGUGAUUAUCUGGCACGCCUGCUGUUUUGGUGCAUGUUGCUGGGACACUACCUUAGAGGCCUAGAAUAUCGGUUGGGGCUUAUGGAACUUCUGUCCUUGCCUUGUGUGGAAGAGAAUGGUAGUACUGAAGAGUGAAUAAGUUAGUUAACAACAGCUUUAAUUUACUCAGUUACAUGUGUAUAUACAUAUUUGUCUGUUAUCCAAAAUAGUAACUAUGUUAAUAUGUACAUGUAACAAUAUGAUUUGUUUUCCAUGUAGAAUAAUAUGUAGAACCAAAACUUGCUAGUUCAUACCUGUAGAAAUAAGAAACUUGUGUGAUUUUAAGUGAACAAAUUCCAAGACC